AUGGCGAACGAGAACGAUAAAAAAGAUGAGGAAAAGGAUCCGAUGGACGCGGUUCGAUUUAAGCCCGGCAAGCAUUUCGGCCAAUGGACAAUUGAAAAAACGUUAGACGAAGGUGGCUUUGGUCAGGUGUAUCUGGUAAAGCGGAACGAUGGAAAACGGGCGGCGCUAAAAGCGGAAUCAAAUGCAGUGGAAGGUGGAUCAGCAAUCAAAUUGGAGCAGCUUAUCCUCAAAAAGCUCAAUAAGAACGGUGCGAUGCCUCAUGUCCCAGAACUUUUCGCAUCGGCGAAACGAAAAAACUACUGCUACAUGAUCAUGACGUUGCUUGGCGAGAACUUGAAGUCGUUGAAGAGCAAACGACCCAAGGAACGAUUCUCUCGUGGUACAUGGUCUCGUGUGGGUAUUCAGUGUCUUUAUGCGCUCAAGUACAUGCAUGACUGUGGAUUCGUUCAUCGAGAUAUCAAACCACAGAAUUUUAUGCUGGGGAAUGAGGAAGACAAGGAGAGAGCCAGAAUCGUUCAUAUUUUGGAUUUUGGUCUAGCUAGGCAGUAUGCCAAAUUUAGCGAGGCCACAAAGAAAUGGACGGCUCGCCGAGCCCGUGGCAGUGCCGAAUUCCGUGGAACACUUCGCUACACCUCUCCAAACGUUUGCUUGCGAAAAGAGCAGGGACGAGUCGACGAUGUCUGGUCUCUUCUUUAUGUGCUCAUUGAGCUCAACGGAGGGCUGCCUUGGCAGACAUCACAGAAGAGGGAUGAGGUGGAGGCGAUGAAGAUUCUGAUGCCGGAAAAGGAUCAGAUGCUGAACAUGCCGACGUGUAUGGGUGGUGUGAUUCCACACUUGAAAACGCUUAGUUACUAUAAUAGACCUGAUUAUCAUUUGAUCUUCAAAGCUCUGUGGCAAGUGAUGCUCAACGAAGGACAGACGCCACGCUCCAGAUUCGAUUGGGAGAAGAAGGAUCCAGAUCCAUCAGUUCCACCAGCCGAUUGGGAGAAUCCGGAUGGUCGCUUCUUCAAACAAGACGACAUUGGAAUCAAUGGGCCGCCACCGGCCGGUGUGGACGCCGGCGAAUCUACCGUAGUCGAUGGAGACCCAUUGAAAAGUGACAAAGUGAAGUCGUUGAAUUUGAAGAAGUAG
Caenorhabditis briggsae is the source of this 1131-nucleotide messenger RNA. Bases 1 to 1131 code for a protein of 376 amino acids. Gene Ontology annotation, cellular component: cytoplasm; nucleus. Gene Ontology annotation, molecular function: protein serine/threonine kinase activity; ATP binding. The transcript is spliced from 5 exons. NCBI's taxonomy places the organism in Eukaryota, Metazoa, Nematoda, Chromadorea, Rhabditida, Rhabditidae. The record is from RefSeq and is a predicted model, not a curated record. Gene Ontology annotation, biological process: signal transduction; peptidyl-serine phosphorylation.